Messenger RNA from Neoarius graeffei (lesser salmon catfish), 3916 nucleotides. RefSeq names its product karyopherin alpha 3 (importin alpha 4) (gene kpna3). Gene Ontology annotation, molecular function: nuclear import signal receptor activity; protein binding. The record is from RefSeq and is a predicted model, not a curated record. Gene Ontology annotation, cellular component: cytoplasm; nucleoplasm; nucleus. The transcript is spliced from 17 exons. NCBI's taxonomy places the organism in Eukaryota, Metazoa, Chordata, Actinopteri, Siluriformes, Ariidae. Bases 71 to 1636 code for a protein of 521 amino acids. Gene Ontology annotation, biological process: NLS-bearing protein import into nucleus.
UCGUUUCUCGAGUUGAGUGUCUGAGCGAGCGGAGCUCUGCGAGUUACACACGGAGAAGACACACACAGCCAUGGCAGAAAACGCCGGCUUGGAAAAUCAUCGCAUUAAGAGCUUUAAAAACAAGGGUCGAGAUGUCGAGACUAUGCGAAGACAUCGUAACGAAGUAACAGUCGAACUGAGAAAGAACAAGAGAGAUGAGCACCUACUGAAGAAACGCAAUGUUCCACAGGAUGAAAGUCUGGAGGACUCUGAUGUAGAUGCCGACUUCAAGGGGCAAAAUGUAACACUAGAUGCCAUCUUACAGAAUGCCACCAGUGACAACGCAAUAGUACAGCUCAGCGCUGUCCAAGCAGCCAGAAAACUACUCUCCAGCGACAGAAACCCUCCAAUCGAUGAUUUGAUAAAGUCCGGGAUCCUACCCAUCCUCGUUAAAUGCCUGGAGAGGGACGACAAUCCCUCGUUGCAGUUUGAGGCUGCCUGGGCUUUGACUAACAUUGCAUCAGGGACCUCGGCACAGACGCAGGCUGUGGUCAAAUCCAACGCUGUCCCCUUGUUUCUGAGACUGCUCCAUUCCCCUCAUCAGAAUGUGUGUGAGCAGGCCGUGUGGGCGCUGGGCAACAUCAUUGGCGAUGGGCCACAGUGUCGAGACUAUGUCAUUUCACUGGGCGUGGUCAAACCUCUCUUGUCUUUCAUCAACCCCUCCAUCCCCAUCACCUUCCUGAGGAACGUCACCUGGGUCAUUGUCAACCUGUGCCGAAACAAAGACCCGCCCCCACCCAUGGAAACAGUACAGGAGAUCCUCCCUGCCCUCUGCGUACUCAUAUACCACACAGACAUGAAUAUUCUUGUAGAUACAGUGUGGGCUUUAUCGUACCUAACAGAUGGAGGGAACGAGCAGAUACAAAUGGUCAUAGACUCAGGUGUCGUCCCUUUCCUUGUCCCCCUGCUCAGCCACCAAGAGGUCAAAGUUCAGACGGCAGCACUGAGGGCAGUGGGUAACAUUGUGACGGGGACGGAUGAGCAGACCCAGGUGGUGCUCAAUUGUGACGUGCUCUCCCACUUCCCCAAUCUGCUCACACACCCCAAAGAGAAGAUCAACAAGGAAGCCGUGUGGUUCCUGUCCAACAUCACCGCAGGAAACCAGCAGCAGGUGCAGGCUGUGAUCGAUGCAGGGCUCAUCCCCAUGAUCAUCCACCAGCUGGCCAAGGGUGAUUUUGGUACACAGAAAGAGGCCGCAUGGGCCAUCAGCAACUUAACAAUAAGUGGAAGGAAAGAUCAGGUGGAGUACUUGGUGCAGCAGAAUGUCAUCCCACCUUUCUGUAGCCUGCUGUCAGUGAAGGAUUCGCAGGUGGUACAGGUGGUUCUAGACGGCCUGAAAAACAUCCUGAUCAUGGCUGGCGAGGAGGCUAGCACCAUCACGGAGAUCAUUGAGGAGUGCGGAGGACUGGAAAAGAUUGAAAACUUGCAACAGCAUGAAAAUGAGGACAUCUACAAACUAGCGUUUGAAAUCAUUGAUCAGUACUUUUCAGGAGAUGAUAUUGACGAGGAUCCGGGUCUGAUCCCUGAAGCCACACAAGGAGGCAUGUUCAACUUCGACCCGACGUCCAACCUCCAAACCAAGGAGUUUAAGUUCUAAUCGAGCCAAGUUAGAACUUGAAUCAGGCGGGAUCUCCUGCUGCUGUUCUUCCCCCGCCGCCCCUCACCACGAUCCCGCCAUCACCCAUCAACCUGCAACUCACUAACCUGAAAAAUCCAAUCAAGAUGCAUCAAACCUACAGGUGUAACUUGCACUGAAGGAUACAAAUAUUUCUCUCUCUCUCUCUCUCGUGUCACCCGAAGUCGGAGUGAAGUCUACACGUUUUGCAAGAAGAGGGAGGAGACGACCUUUUCGGUCAUACUGCAAUUGCCAAAAGAGAGAGAAUUUUCUGCUGUUUUGCUCACUCGCACAUAUUUGCGCCACACACACACACAGACUUGAGUCAUAUGUGCAUCAACGUUUCUAGAAACUUCUUGUGUUCUUCUACCAGCCAUCAUAUCAGCUGAUUUGGAAGAUGUGGGGGGGGAGACAAACUAGAUUUUUGUUUUUUAUUUCUCUCCUUCCAGCAAAUCUCUCACCAGGACAUUGCAACCCAAAGUCAGUGUUGAUUCUAGAGCUCUAGUACAGACACCCUACAGUAAGACAUCCAGACUCUGCUCUGCUAAGCCAUGUGGAACGUGCUUCCCCUUCUCGGAGGUGUCUGUGGACUAGUCUGUGGAGCAGUUCAUCCAGCAAGUGGGGGUUCCUCCCUCCCCCUGCUUCUUACCCCCUCCUCCACACCUACCUUCUUUUAAAUUGUGUGCAAAUAGCAUGUACGCUAGCACUGAUUUUUUUUUUCCUUUUUUUUUUUUUCUUGUCAUGAUGAAGUCAUCAUGGAACUGUGACUUGUAUAGAGAAAGUGGAAAAAAAUAACACACAAUCAAGAAAUCACACAAAACGUGUACAUACCCUAGUUUAACCCAGUGGAGUCACUUAACCCACAAACAUCCAAACCAGUGUCAUGUGAGAAGAGGAACGGCUGGAGUGGUCAUUUAAACGUAGCACGGCAUAAAUUCAGUGAGUCGUUUUGAGGGACGACGCUGUCCCCGUUCAAUGUGUUGAUGGACUUCUGCACACAGAUGAGGUUCUGGAUUCUUCAGUAUUUGAAGAUUUGGGAGUAAUUCUUCAUUUUACUCCUUUAUAACCACAGAAGUCUGUACAAGGACAAACGCCAAAAGGUUGUCAUGUCCAUGAGCAAUUUUAUCACUUCUCCCCCUCCACCAGACAUGGAGAGAAUAUAUUUUCUCUGUUUAAAAAAAAAUAUAAAAGUAAAAAAAAAAAAAAGGUAGGCUUACAUCAGCGAAGAGAAACUUUGCAGGAGUGAUUGAACUGUGACUUAUUAUUAUUUUUGUUUUUCUGUGGUGGAGCUUCCACAUUUGCAGCUUUGAUUCAGUCUUAUAUGCACACUUUUUGUCGGCCCUAUAUAAGAUUACUAUUAUUAUUGUUAUUAUUUUGGCUAAACGUACUGGGAAAGGGACAUUUUGCUUAAUGUAUACAUAAGCGAUGGAAAACGGAGAUCCAUGGAAGUGCUGUUUCUGUUUGUUAGAGUUAUUUGCUACAAAACAUAACUGUACAAACUAAAAGUAUCUUUCUUGUGUAAAGUAAAAACUGAUUAAGCUGCCACAUGUUAGACAUUUGACAGGACAUGUAAGAACAAUAAUGACAUUGUGUUAUUGAUUCACAGUUAAUUGGGGACUUUUUUUUUUCCCUUGUUUUAAGAUUCACUUUGUGAAGGCAAAUAAUUGUAUUGGAAUGGGCCUAACUGUCAUCGUGACUGGACAGUUCUGGUUUGUUUUUGUGUUUUUUUUUUUUUUUUUUUGUCCCUUGGCAUUUAAUUGCAAAGGGACGUGCCGAAAAACAAACAUUUACAUUUGGACUAAUGUAGUUGUGGUUUGGCUGCAGACUACUGACGAAGAGGAUUCGAGGACAAAUGGCAGCCCUGGUUGUUGGUUUUUGUUUUUUUUUUUUUUAAUUGUCCAUUUAUUAUUGAACAAAGGCCUGCAUAGGUGUGAAAUUCAUGAACUUAUGUAGACACUUAUUUAAAAAAGGAAAAAAGAGAAAAAAAAAAAGGAGCCACUUUAAAGAAUUAAAAUUUUUGUCUUGUAUCGGAAAUGGAUACAAGCUUUUUGCUAGUUGCAAGAUUUUUACUUGCUGAAGAUGAUUUAAAAAAAAAAAAAAAAAGAAUGGGGAAAAAAACUGCUACAGAUCGCAUUUUGGCCUCCGAUUGUUUGUAUCUUUUUAUAAAUUUUAGCAUUGAAUGAAACACUCUCUUUAAGGUGGCUCAUCUGUAUUUUUUUUUUCAACUCCUGUGCAUAUUAAAGAUGAACGAGUUGAAAUUCA